Molecule: messenger RNA, 4760 nt
Organism: Lepidothrix coronata (blue-crowned manakin)
Lineage: Eukaryota; Metazoa; Chordata; Aves; Passeriformes; Pipridae
Gene: FBXL2
Product: F-box and leucine rich repeat protein 2
Exons: 15
Coding region: 1559-2947 (462 amino acids)
Biological process (GO): SCF-dependent proteasomal ubiquitin-dependent protein catabolic process
Cellular component (GO): SCF ubiquitin ligase complex
Molecular function (GO): protein binding
Source: RefSeq, a predicted model, not a curated record
UACCAAAAGUCUGCACCACAUGGAAAGUUAGUCUGUAUCCGUGUACUGUUGAUAGACAUACACAACAGCACUUCAUCUGGUUAAAUCUUUGCUCUCUGUUUGCACAAAGGAAUUCUCCACCGCAAAGAUUCACUAACAUAGAACUUAGUUUAAAAGCACUUCUUUGACUUUUUCUGAAAUAAUGAGAUCAAAAAGGAAGAUCCGAUCUUGACCUCUCAAACCUAGGAAAAAUAAGUGUUAUGGAAAUAUCACACAUCAUCUUUCUCUGACUGAAAAUACUGUCUGGUUGACAUUCAGAAGACUUCCUUAUUUGCCUGGGAUUUCCUGAUGUAUGGCAGCAUGAUCAGAGCUACUGUACAGGGACUACAACCAGGCUGCCAUGCUUUAAGAUGACCUGGGACAUACUCACAGACCUGCAUACGAACAGAAGUUGAUGACUUUUGGAAAACACUGUACUGACUGCACACAUGUGACAGUUUAUCUCUGACUGCUCAGGUAUCUCCAGGCUUGUAUAUAUUCACUGCUUUUGGAACGUGAAGGAGGUCAACUCUUCUUCUGCACUUACCGUGGCUUCAUUUGAAAUCAUCCAUGUGUAUAUUUCUGGCAACUAAUUUUGCGCCUUAGAAUUGACAGAAUACUACAAGUCGGAAGUGACUACCAAAGGUCAUCUAGACCAACAUUCUCUUCAAAGCAGAGCUAACUUCAAGUAAGUGCAAGUUACACAAGCUUGUCCAGCCAUAUUUUGAAAAUGUCCAACAUUAGAGACACACUGUCACUCUGAGCCCUAUUCUACUGCACAGACACUCUGCCACAAACCUUCUCCUCUCAGUUGGAAAUUCCCUUGUGACCAUUAUCUCUUAGUCUUUCACAAGGCAUCUUCAGGGAGAGUCUAGCUUCAUCUUCUCUACGACCCCCCUUUUAGGUAGUAGAAGCCUGCAAUUCGAUCCCACCUGGUCAUCUCCUCUAGACUAAACAAACACCUGAUUUCUCCUUGCUUGGUGUAUGCUGCAGCCCUCAAACACUAUAGUGCUCCUCCACUGAACUCCCCCCAUUUUGUAACCACCUCUCCGACGAUCAGAACCCAGACCUGCUCACAGUGUUUCAGACAUGGUCUCAAAGGUGUUUAACAGAUGGGAAUAGUCACUUCUCUCAGCCUCCAAGAUACUCUCUUGCUAAUGCAGUUUUUUGUUGCUGCCAGGACUCACUUCUGACUCAUGUUCAGCUCGUUGUCCACCGGGUCCUUUUCUACAGAUCUGCUUUCUAGACAGCCAGCUCCAGCCUGUGCUCUUGCAGAGGGAUACUGCAUCACAGAUGCAGGACUUAGCAUUUGCCUUCGCUAAGUGUCCUGAGAUUCCCAUCAGCCCAUUUUUGCAGCUUGCAAAGGUCCCUCUGAAUGGCUGCCCUGCCUGCCAGCAAGUUACUCAUGAUCCAGGAAUGAGGUGGCUGAGGAUGCAACUGUGUCACAUUGUUAGAGCUGGGAAGAAAGGGUUAAAAGCAGGAGACUGGCACGGAGGACUGUAAAUGACUCAAGUGACCUUGCAGAUGGGAAUAACUCUUGAUGAGCCUGUGUGAAUACCAGCCCAGUGAUCCUCUAACAUGGAUCGAGUUUAAUGGUGCCUGCAUCUCCACUUGUGUACCUCUGCCUGGGUGUUGCUUCAGGGAUCCCCUGGUUAGCAAGGUUUUCUCAAAUAAUGAUGAAGCCCUUAUUAACAAAAAACUACCCAAAGAACUUCUGUUAAGAAUAUUUUCUUUCUUGGACAUAGUUACUUUGUGUCGCUGUGCACAAGUUUCCAAGGCAUGGAAUGUUUUAGCUCUGGAUGGAAGCAAUUGGCAAAGAAUAGACCUCUUUAACUUUCAGACGGAUAUAGAGGGUCGUGUUGUGGAAAAUAUAUCGAAAAGGUGUGGUGGGUUCCUGAGACAACUUAGUCUGAGAGGAUGUCUUGGUGUUGGAGACUCCUCUUUAAAGACCUUUGCACAGAACUGCAGAAACAUCGAACACUUAAAUCUAAAUGGGUGCACAAAAAUCACUGACAGCACGUGUUACAGUCUUAGCAGAUUCUGUUCCAAGCUGAAACAUCUGGAUCUAACAUCUUGCGUAGCCAUCACAAACAGCUCUUUGAAAGGCUUGAGUGAGGGUUGCAGAAAUCUGGAACAUUUGAAUCUUUCCUGGUGUGAUCAGAUUACGAAGGAUGGUAUUGAAGCACUGGUGAAAGGGUGUAGUGGACUAAAAGCUCUAUUUCUUAGAGGUUGCACACAGUUAGAAGAUGAAGCACUGAAACACAUUCAAAAUCACUGUCAUGAACUUGUAAUCCUGAAUUUGCAAUCCUGUACACAAAUUUCAGAUGAAGGCAUUGUAAAAAUCUGUAGAGGAUGCCAUAGACUCCAAUCACUCUGUGUUUCAGGCUGUAGCAACCUUACAGAUGCUUCUCUCACAGCACUUGGUCUAAACUGUCCAAGGCUGAAGAUUUUGGAAGCUGCAAGAUGUUCACAUCUUACAGAUGCUGGGUUUACCCUUCUAGCACGGAAUUGCCAUGAGCUGGAGAAGAUGGACUUGGAAGAGUGUGUUUUGAUAACUGACAGCACAUUGAUACAACUUUCCAUACACUGCCCUAAGCUGCAAGCCUUGAGCUUAUCUCACUGUGAACUGAUCACUGAUGAUGGGAUCCUUCACCUGAGCAACAGUACGUGUGGUCACGAGAGGCUGCAGGUACUGGAGCUUGACAACUGUCUUCUCAUCACUGAUGUGACUCUGGAACACCUGGAGAACUGCCACAACUUGGAGAGAAUUGAGCUGUACGACUGUCAGCAAGUCACGCGAGCUGGAAUCAAACGAAUCAGAGCUCAUCUACCUCACGUGAAAGUUCAUGCUUACUUUGCUCCAGUAACUCCCCCUCCCUCGGUCGGAGGGAGCGGACAGCGCCUCUGCAGAUGCUGUAUUAUUCUUUGACAGUAAGUGCAACCACACAGAAAAUUCUGUCGUUGUUGAAGAAAGGGACUGCAAGUCAGCGGAAGGAGGCGGUUUCCUGACAGUCCUAAUGGUGGUGUUUGGUCAUCCAGUUUUGUGACAAGAAAAGCAUUUUUUUUUUCCAGGUAAAAAUCUUAACGUAAUGUGCAGCUGUGGAUUAAGUUGGUGAUGCUUUGGUUUGUAUUAGUAACUCCUUCCUUCUGUUGGCAUGAGAACUGCAGUACCAUGUAAAACGUGUGGGCAUUGCAGCAUAGCAGCCACUUGGUGAAAGGUCACUAAACUUGGGAGUUAAUUUGCAUUUGUAAGCGCUACUCCAUGUGAAGUUCGAACUUAACAUGGGGCUCGAGUCCAUCACACCAAGGAACUGAACCUGCUGUUCUGUAACAUACAUGACAGAUUAAAUAUCAGGUGUAAGGACAAAUCAGCUUUAGCAGAUGUUGACCAAAAAAAUGCAAAGUAAUCGUAAGCUCUUACAGUGAAACAGCAGCUUAUUCUUUUUCAUGAUUCAGCUUCAUAUUUAAUUACAUAACAGGACAUAAUAGGUAAUGUCAAAAGGUAAGAUAGUACCUCAAGAUAACUGUAUAAAUAGAAAUACUUCCCAAGUUUUUGGACUUGGUUCAGUUGAACUAUGCUCGUACAAAGCUUGCCCGUCACCAAACGCACGUUUAUGCCCAAAGCCAUCGGCCUUUAACAGGGGUAAGAAAUCCACUGUGGUAGAGCUUGUGCACUCUACUGUAACUGGCUGCCACAACCAUACAUGGUGCUGACUGUAACGCCAUUCCUGUGUGUCCUCAGUUACCUCUGUGGUUUGUAUGGAAAGGAUGCAGCAGUUCUAGGAAGAGGGAUGUAUUAUACGUGCUGUUCUACAGAUGAAGAAUGGAAACCAGGUUCAGCUACAGGAAAUAGAAUGGAGCAAGGGAUUCAAGCUGUUUGUCCCAUCCAUUUUAGGGACAAGCAUAGAAUAAACUCUGUAGGUAGGAGUUGAACCAAACCAAACCUGUGGUUUUCAAAUGUAAAAGCCCAACUCUUCAUGUUUGGGGUAAGAAGCUGUCAACUUCUGAAUGGUAAUAAUAAUGAUGAAAUCUAUGUAUUAGCUCUUAAGGCCAUGCUUUCAUCCUUAGUUUUUCAAUGCUAGAGGAUUAGAUAAACUUUUUUAUAUUAAGCAACUUAAUUAUCUGAGAGAAACUACUCGACAGUUCAGAAAGCUUUUUCUGUGUAAGUUUGAUUGUGUGUGUGUAUGUUUUAAGAGUUCAGGGCCUGUGUUUACUGAAAAUUAAAAAGCAGUUGGAAAAGCUACUACUGGAUAGUAAUGCAAUUUCCCCCCCCGCCAAAUUUUAAGCUACUUCUAAAAAGGAGUGUGAACAUGAGACUUCUAUGGAUAGCAACAGCCGGGUUGCAUUCAUGAUUCAGAGGAUGGGGACAGUAAAUUAAGACCUCAUCUUCGGGGUUAAAUUAUAGCUUAGAGUACAGUACAUGGAUUUCUUUACUACUCCAAAGUAAGCCAAUCUGGGCUUCUUUUGCACAGUAGUGGAGUGCUGUUACAAUCGUACACCUAGAGUUCCAUGAAGACACUGCUAUUGUAAUAAGACAGUUUUAAGCAGAUUUUAUUUUCAACUGUACCAGGAAAGUCAUUGGUACCAAUAUGUCAAGAUGUGUUGCCUUUUGUUGGCUCAUUUUUUUCUAAGAACAUAAUGAACCUUGUAAAAGUCCAUUGCAUUAAAGAUGUACAAAAACAAAUGGAACCUACUCCGAUAUAGGACACUUAAAUAAACAAUCAGCUGAUGUCAAACUUGAA